CGAAAACCUUUUUUCAAAUUACUUUAAAAAAUGUAUUGCAAGGUGUUUUUUAAACAACAAAUCUGCCUCAAUUCAGCUUAAUGACAUUAAUGGCGUUCAGAAAUGUAAACCUUCCCCAAACAUCUGGUAAGUGUGUCACGCUGUGCAACUAUGCGUCUGCAUUGCAUAUUUUUCGGUUUUUAGGUGCCACACUUGUGAACUUGUAUUGGCUGGCUGCCAAUGCACAGCGCACACACCGAGACAAAGACACAUUCUAGAUUUUCGCUCUAGCAAAAAAGGAGUUUCCGCUAUCGACUCUCACAGUCCUCUACAAAUUCCUUUGUGUUCACCUUGUCGUCGUGCUCACACUAGUUUUUAUUUUUGUUUUUUUUUUUCUACACUCUUUUUGUUGUUUUGACUAGUUUUUGUGCUGCAGUUGAAGUUUUGCCUCAUUCCCGUGCAGUCAACUCGCUUUUAUGCUUCAUUUGUUGUUUUACUUGUUGUUGUGCGCCCUUCUUUAUAUAGAGUUGUGUGGCAUAAUGCAUAUAUAACGGUAAUGGCAGUAGGAUACACUGCACCUUUUUAUUGCUCCCUACUGUUCUCCAUCACCGCCGCCGUCGCCGCCAUCAAAUGAACUAUACAAAAACGCCCAGGCGAGCUUGCGGCUUUGUGGGUAGCUAAAACAAAUACAACAACACACACAUACAUUUAAUUACACAUAUGUUUGUCUAGAUUUGCUCGCCAUGCCAAUUUGCUUGUGGAGAGCGCGAGCGCCUAAAAGAUGCACAAACAAACUCGAUUGCUCAUACGCUCCGCUCAGCCACACAAUAAGCAUUUUCUGCGUGAAUGCCAGACGAUGGAAUGCCUUAUGACGAGUGUUUUAUUUGAAUUGCAGCUGUAGCAGCAGUUUUCCACCAACGCACGCGGGCCUGGACUUGUGGUUGAGUGAUGUUGUGGAGCGCCUGUGUGUGUGUGUGUGUUUGUUGUUGUUGAUGGCUUUGCUACUUGGCUCUGACUGACUGACAUUGAAUAAUUCAAUGUUCUUUUGCUUGCUCGCUUGCUUGCUGCUGCCUGCUAUACACUCUAUUAUUGCUUGUUUUUGUAGCUGUCAUACAUGUCCUUACAAGUGCGCAUAGACACAUACAGACAAACAUACUCAUACAUACAUAUAUACUUAUGAAUACAUAUAUACCGACAUACGAAGUAUGAGCUGAGAGCAGCGCUCGCUUAGCUAUGAAGCAGGCGCUCGCGAAGUUGCUUUCAGCUUUGUUAUUCUCGUUGUUGUUGUUUUCAUUGUUGUCGUUCGUCUUCGCCUGCUGCGCUGUGUGUGUGUUGUACGACCGAAAAAUCACUCUUAGACACUCCGUAUGCCAUCGUAUCGGCCGCGCACAUUCGCGCACGGGUUUCAGCUGAAAAUGGACGUUUCGUGAGCGCUUUGGGGCAAAUUGCGUUACACCGAUAUUGAGGCUUUAUUUUUUUGUAUAUUGAGGCUGCUGCUUCCUUCCUUAAUGUGAAACGUUUUUAUUAUAGAAAAAUCGUGUUAACAAGAAAAAUCAAAGUGUGAUUAAAGAAAACAGUGAUUAAAAAAUUAAAAGUGUGCUGUGCAGUAAAUCUAGAAAAAAAACAACAAAAACAAAUAAAUUUUUCUACAACACUAACCCUUCCCCACAAAAUAAAAACAACAACAAACAGGUGCGAAAUCAUCGUUCUUAGAACUGUAACAAACACUUAACUGUAUUUGACCACAACAUGGCUUGGGGUUAUUGGAGCGCCACCACAGUGGAUCGUGGUCGUUCGCCACGCCGCAAUACGCAGUGUACACCGCUACCGGUGAAUUUAAUGCAACAGGAAGAGGAUAACACGCAACAUGCUUCAGCAGCCGCAGCGGCAUCAGCUGCAAACAGCAGCAAUACUGGAAAUGGUAGCGGCGGCGGUGGCAAUUCGAAUACCUGCCCGAAUACACCUUCCGGCACGCAAGCGAAUCUCUGUUACAGUCCAACGUGUCGCAGUCGCUGCAGCAGCCCCUGCCCGGGCAGUCCGUGUCCGGGUAGUCCAUGCGGUUCGAUUACACCGCCACCGCCGCCACAAUUGACGUCGUCGCAACAGCAUUUGCAUCAGCAUUCGAAUAAGAAUUGUCCGGCCGCACAGCAAAUACUCAAUUUGGAUGAUUAUCCGUCGCGGCGGCAAUCGUUGGAUCGCCUGGAUAGUCCACAGUCGAAAUAUUUCGGUCUGCAGGCCAAUCAACUGUCGGAUAUAUUGUGUCGCGGCGCCGUCGUCUCAUCCAUACAAUCGGCCAAUAAUACGUUGACGCGUGGCGUCUCACUGCACAGCCGCAGCGGUAGCGCUCACGGUAGCAUUCAUGGUGGUAGUCAUCACGGCAGCUAUGGCGGUGGAGGUGGCGGCGGAACCGGCAGCGCACACGGUUCCAUGGGUUGUCUGCAAGGCAGCAUGGGACAUUUGAUGGGUGCUGGAGGCAUUGGCGGCGGCAUCGGUGGUGCUAGCACCAGCGGCAGCGUCGGCAUGCUGUCGGGCGCAAUUGAUACCGGCGACUAUGAUGUGCCGCAUCCGCAUCCCUAUACGCAUCAUUAUAUGCAGACGUCGACAUCGAUAACGCCGCCACAUUCCACAAUGAGUUUGAUCGGUUCACGACCCGGUUCGGCCGGUGCUUGUCCGGGUCAUGAUUCGGGCUCAGACUCGAGUCAAGGCUGCGGCUCUACAAUGGGUGGCGUUGACGUUCGCGUUGCGGGUGCCAUGCAUGGCAUGGGCGCCAUGAGCAUUGGCAGUGGUCAUGCUGGCCAUAUGAUCGGCGGUGGUGGCGGUGGCGGUGUUGGUGUUGCCAUGGGCAUGGGCAUGAUUGGCGCUGGCAUGAGUGGUCAUCAUAGCGGUGGCAGCGGUUCGUUGGGACGCUGUUCAAGUCGUUGUCAUAAUACAAUGAAUACAACAACAAACACCACCACCACCACCACUGAUGAUUCGGGCGGUGGCAGCGGUGGUAGUGGUGGCAGCGUUUUUAUCGGCAGCUGCCGCAUGGGUCCAACCACUAGUGGUGUCGGCGGCGGCGUCGGCAUGGGUGUUGGCAUCAAUGUCGGUGGCGGCAUGGGUGGCAUUGGCAUAAUAGAGAAUCCACAUCGCAGCAGUUUACAUGGCAGCGAGGGUAGCGGCUUGAAUGUUUGCGGCAUGGGCGGUAGCGGUGGCAGUGGCGGUAGUGUUGGCGGUCGCAGCAGUACACUCGGCACCAUACACAAUGGACAUCAUCAUCAUCAAUAUCACCAUGAAUGUAUACACUAUGAGCGUCUACCUAUACCUGUUCCUAUACCGACUGUGCCAAUGCAACAGCAACAACAUUUGCAUUCCGAAGAAGAAAUCGAACCAGCCUAUGCAACAGUAUUUCCAAAUGUACCUUCUGCACCUGGCCUGUCUUGUGAUGGAGAAGAUCGCAGCAUCUACAGACGUGGCGCACGCAGAUGGCGCAAACUCUACCGAGUCAACGGACACAUUUUCCAAGCCAAACGCUUCAAUCGACGCGCCUUCUGCGCCUACUGUCAGGACCGCAUCUGGGGCUUGGGACGGCAAGGUUUCAAGUGCAUACAAUGCAAGCUGUUGGUGCACAAAAAAUGCCAUAAACUCGUACAGAAGCACUGCACCAACGAGCAUGUGGAGCCGUUAGUCAAAGAACGCGACGACGCUUUCGCCGAACAGCUGCCGCAGGUGUUGCCACCGCUGCCCGAUUAUGCGUCGCAGGCGAGUGGCAGUGGCCACGGUGGCUUGUUGGAUGCCUCUGAUCCAUUGGCAGCGCUCGAAAUACAACCGCAUGAUGGACAAAUGCAACAACAGCAGCAGCAACAUCAGAAUAUUGAAGAACAACUGGAGCCGGGCACACAACGGCAAUACUCGAUAAACGAUUUCGAAUUGAUACGCGUCAUUGGACGUGGCAGCUACGCCAAGGUCUUGAUGGUUGAGCUCAAGAAUACUGGGCGUAUUUAUGCGAUGAAAGUGAUUAAGAAAGCGCUGGUCACCGAUGAUGAGGAUAUCGAUUGGGUGCAAACGGAGAAGCAUGUCUUCGAGACGGCAUCGAAUCAUCCGUUCUUGGUCGGUUUGCAUUCGUGCUUCCAGACACCGUCGCGGCUGUUCUUCGUGAUUGAGUUUGUGCGCGGCGGUGAUCUUAUGUUCCAUAUGCAGCGACAGCGUCGUCUGCCCGAGGAGCAUGCGCGCUUCUAUGCGGCGGAAAUCAGUUUGGCAUUGAAUUUCUUGCACGAGAAGGGCAUUAUUUAUCGUGACUUGAAGUUGGACAAUGUGCUGCUCGAUCAUGAGGGUCACAUCAAGUUGACCGAUUAUGGCAUGUGUAAGGAGGGUAUACGUCCCGGUGACACGACCUCCACCUUCUGCGGCACACCCAAUUAUAUAGCGCCAGAGAUUUUGCGUGGCGAAGACUAUGGUUUCUCGGUGGAUUGGUGGGCGCUGGGCGUGCUCUUGUACGAGAUGUUGGCCGGUCGCAGUCCAUUCGACAUAGCUGGCGCAUCGGAAAAUCCCGAUCAGAACACUGAAGAUUAUCUGUUCCAAGUGAUUUUGGAAAAGACCAUACGUAUACCGCGUUCACUGAGCGUCAAGGCUGCGUCGGUGUUGAAAGGUUUCCUUAAUAAAAAUCCAGCCGAUCGCUUGGGUUGCCAUCGUGAGUCCGCCUUCAUGGACAUUGUGAAUCAUCCAUUCUUCAAGAGCAUCGACUGGGAAAUGCUCGAACGCAAACAAGUUUCGCCACCAUUCAAACCGCGCUUAGACUCUGAUCGAGAUCUAGCCAAUUUCCCACCCGAAUUCACAGAGGAAGCUGUACAGCUGACGCCCGAUGAUGAUCGCGUCAUUGAUAAGAUAGAUCAAUCGGAGUUCGAAGGAUUCGAAUAUGUGAAUCCGCUGCUGAUGUCCUUAGAGGAUUGCGUCUGACACCACGAGUCAUGUGAUUUGCAUCCCUAUAAUAUGCGUUUAUAUGGCGAGGACUCCAGUGAUUAUGACUCAGUAGCUGAUGAUUUAAGUAUUUUGCAAUUGCACGCACCGCCACCAAACACCGCUAAUAAUAAUCUAACGAAUCUUCGUAUGCAGCAGCAACAGCAACAACAACAUUUACAACAACAUCACCAACAGCAACAACAACAGCAUCUACAAAUGCCACCACUAAAUCAGAAUCCCAAUCAUAGUCAGAGUAAUCAUCAUAACGCACAUGUUUUGCCUUCCAUUAAAUUAAAGUAAACACAAGAAAAUUGCAGAAACAAGAAAUACAAAAAAAAAAAAAAAAAACAAAUAAAAUAACAAAAAAAGAAAAUUGGAAACAGAAAAUCAUAGAAAAUCAUAAAACCAAUAACGACAAGCGUAAAGUGAAAAAAAAUAAAUUUAAAGCUGAUGCAAGCAUGAAAACAAAAACAAAAUUAUAAAAAAUACAAAAAAUUACAACAACACAGCUAGCGCGGAUGAAACACUUUCAAAAGACACACGAACAAAAUGUGACAACAACUAUAGCAGCAACCACAAGAACAACAAUAACAACAAUUACUACAACUACCACAAAUAUACAACAACAGCCAGUUAUUUGUAUAUGUAUUUUUGAUAGAGAGCAUAAUUGAAUGCGUCUUUGUGACAUGAAAAUGUUGCAGCAACAUGUUGCUCGGCAAAAAAAAAAAGAAAGAAAAAGGCAAUUGAAGGUACUUUUGUUACAAAAUAGUAAAUUAUCAUUUUAUAAAUUUUGAAAAAAUUUUUUCUAAUAAUUUUCGAAAGUUAUUGCAGUGCAAAAUUUUUUCGAAAAGAUUUGAAAUCAAAUUUCGAAAAAAAAUUUUACUUAAAUUUGAUUGAAUUUUUUUUCUAUUUUAUUUGAAAACUUUUUUGUCUAGUUAAAAUAUAAUUUUUGUAUUGCAAAGCUUGUAAAUUUUGAUCUUCUAUAUUCUUGCAUCUUCUAUAAAUCUAUAAGAUACUGAAACUCACCACAAAAUGAUUUCUAAGUAAAUUUAACUUUUUGGAAUAUUGAAAACCAAUGUGUAAGCUGUAACAACUGGCCGCAUUUUCGAAAUCGUUUAUUGUGAAGUCAUUGGAAUCAACGAAAAUGAUUAUUCUAAACCCAAAAGAUUGUAGCUCUGGUAAAUUUUUUUAAAAUCGUUGUAUACUUUUGGCCUUUUUUAGACAAAAGAAUUUUAAAUGAUUUUUUAAGUAAGAAUUUCGAAAGUUAAAUAAGAAGUUCGAAAUACAAUGUUUGAAAAUAACGUUAGUUUUCGAAUAACGUUGCAUACUUUUUGGCUAUUUUAAAUAUAUUUUUUUUAAUUAAGAAAUGCGAAAGUUAAAAACUAGUAGUACAAUGUUCGAUAAUAGUGAUUCUUCGAAGUCUCUUUUUGAACUCACAUAAUUUUCUCGAAUAUCGUUGCAUAUUUUUUGGGUUUUGCAAGUAAAAUUUUAAGUAGAGGCUGGAUCCAAGAUCAUAUAUUUAAAAUUGAAGCAAAAUACUAUCCGAUAAAAAUUUUGCUGAACACAAUUUUUUUUUAUUAAUAUUUACCGAUUUUUAGUAUCGUGAGUUUUAUGGGAUUAUAUACCACGAUUUUAAUGCGAAUUUAUAAACUAAAAUUUUAAUUACAGUAACAAACAAUUUAUUUUUUGGUUAAACAACUUUUUUGUUUCUCUUUGCAUGCGAUUAUGUGUUUUAUUUGAUUAAUUUAAUUUUUCUUUCAUCUGAAAAGUAUGCAACGGUUCGAAAUUGUGGACUUAUUUGUGUUGCUUGCAUUCAUGAAAAUAGUAUUUACUCGUAAGAAGCUUUUAUCCGUAAUAAUUGCAGCAAAGAGUUUUUGAAAUCAUUUUGCAACGCUAAAAAAUCAAUUUCUACUUAAAACGAUGCCUACAUUUAGGUGCUAAAUGGCUGCCAGGUCACUAUGUUUGUAUUUGUUUUUCUUUUUUGUAGUUGUUUUUGUUUGAGAAUGUGUUUGAAAGCAUAAUAGAAGCAAGUAAUGAAAAGAGAGUGACACUGAAAAAAUAAUAUUUAUUAAAAUAAAAUACUGUUGUGGUUGAAGAUGCUGAAAAAAAUAUUAAAACUAAUGUGGUCAAUAGGAAAUUUGUAAGCAAGAAAAACACGCUGUAACAGUUAUUUAUGUGCGCAUGCGAAGAUGGUGGCAGUUAAUGUUAAGACGCAACUGAAAGGUUUUUUAAUAUUAGCAUAAAAUAUAAAUUAAUAAAUAAAAAAAUAAUGAAAAAUUAAAAAAAAAAAUAUAUAAAUUAAAAACGCAAGAACGAACAACUAAAUAAAAUAUUAUGACAUUUUAGCAAAGCAUGUUGGCGUAAAGUAACAAACAAAAAAAUCACAACAUACAUACAUACACAUACAAAUAAAUAAAAAUAAAAAUUAAAAUAAAAAAAAAACAAAAAAACAUUAAUUUAAGGCAUGCCAAGUAAUUAUGUAAUUGCAAUUGUAAUGUAUGUUUGGCGCGCCCAAAGCGGCAAGCGAGCAAAACUAAAACACAAUUAGCGCGAUUAUGUGAAAAUUAAAAUAGAAUUUUCAAAAUAUUUUACUUUUUAAAACAAACACAUUCACUCACUCACUCACAUACAUACACACACAUACGAUGGUACUUUAGUCUAGAUUUACUGCUAAAUAAAUUAAUAAAUAAAAAAUGGAAACAACAAAUUAAUUAAAUAAAACUAUGUAUUGUACUACAACUACGACUACAGCAAAACUACUAUUAUUACUAAAUAUAUUAAUAUGUAAGCAAGAAAGUAAAUUCUAAAACGAUUUGAAUAACGCAAAUAUUAUUAUUAUUAAAUAUAAUUUUUUGAAUUUUUUUAAAACAAUAUUACAUAAUACGCAUGUGUAUCGCUGUUGUAGUUUAAUUAAAAAAAAGUAACGGUAAUUGUGUUCGAAGUUCACUUAAAUUUUUAUUACUUUAGAAAUUGUUCACCACUUUUUUCAAGCGCACGUAGUGUAAAAGGAUUCAUUUAUUCGUUUACAAGACAUUCCGGUUUAAUUGGUAGCGGUAACGUAGUCGGUUUUAUGUUCGAAAAACGAUUCUUGUCGCAAAAAAUUGUCUGAAAGUAUUUAAAUAUGCUUUAUACAGCUAAAACAACAAAAUACUAAUUUUCGAAAUUUCGAACAUCAUUCGAAUAACAUAUGUUCGAAUGUUCGAAAAAAUAUUUCAAAUUUUUGUAAUCAAAAUGUCAUUGUGAAAUCUUUUUUGUUGUGUUUUGAGCACUUUUUCGACUUAAAAUUUUGUAAAUUCGAAAUUCGAACAUAAUAAAUAUCGUUUAUUUUUACGUUUAGCGAAGAUCAGCAGUACACAUGCGUGUCAUAUUACAAAAAAAUAUUAUUUUUGCCUUAACUUAUGUAUGCUUGUUUUCUACUUGAAAUCUGUUUCCGAAAACUAUGUUAUAGGAAAAAUAGUAUAUUCGAAAAAAAAUUAAAAAAAAAUCAACAAAUUCAUACGUUUUCUAAUUCGAAAAAAAAAACGAAACUUCGAAAAACAUUCCAACUGUACUUAAAGUGACAUUAUUUUAUAUUUAUCCAAAAUUUUAUCCCAAGUAAAUUGCAUUUUUUUAACAAGAUUUUGUGUUAAAUGUAAAUUACAUACACACACAUACAUUCACACCAUGCAAUGUUAUGAAUAUAAUUUAAUUAAGUAGUAGUUAAAUUAAGCGUAAAAUUAAUAUAAAACAUGAAUAUUCUAAAAGAAGCAACACCCUUAAUAUUAUUAUUAUAAUUAUUACUAGAAACAAGAUGAACAAAGCAAAAACAAAAACAAAAACAAAAAAAUAAAAAUUAAAAUUAAAAAAUCACAAAACUGAUUGAUAAAGUAAACUUAAAAUCAAAGUUUAGUGCGCAGUGCAAAGGCAACUUUUAAUGUUUCGAUUAAGCUAAGACAUAAAAGAAAAAUACAUGAUUACAAUUACAUACAUACUCUUAUGCUAACAACUCGAUAAUUAAGUUCGAAAAAAAUAAUUCUAAAACUGCAAAUAGUUAAAGUAAAACAAAAAAAAUUUCGACACUUACAUACAUACAUACAUACAUGCAUGUUGUUUUUGUUUGUUUUUUGGUAAACAGUGUGUUCCUUGUGGAAGAAUAACCAAAAUUUGUGUGCACCAACCAACCAGUUGUCAACAUUAUUAUUUGAGACUUUUGCCAGCGGAAGGAGGUGAAAACGAAAUGUAAUAAUGUCGCAUUUGUGCAAGUCUUAUUGGAGAGGUACUAUAUGAGUUGAGCGCUUUUAAAAUGUAUUUAUUUAGAUUUAAAAUUUUAACAUAUUUUUGAAAGUUCGAAAAUGAUAAAUUUUCAUAAAUUCAUGUGAUUUUAACAAUAUAUCACUGAUAUAUUCAAAUUGAGUUUUUAAUGUAUUUUUGAUUGUAUUUUAUAUUAAAAAAAAUGUUUCAAAAUUAAUUUUCGAAAAAAAAAAUUUUCGAACUUCAAAAAAAGUAACACUAAUCUCAAAUUGUGCUUUUAAAAUCAUUUUUUAAAUUUAAAUUUUUUCAAAAUAAAUUUAUUUUCGAACUUCAAAAAAAGUUACACCAAUCUCAAAUUGUGUUUUUAAAAUAAUUUUUUAAAUUACAAAUUUUUCAAAAUUAAUUUUCGAACUUAAUUUUUUUUCGAACUUCAAAAAAAAUUUACACUAACCUCAAAUUGUGCUUUUUAAACACUUUUUGUAUUGUAAUUCUUAAUACGUCACACUCUCUUAUAUAUGACUUGCAUAAAUGCGGUUUUAGUUAAGGCUAAGUUAAAAAGUUACACAAAAAUAAAAUUAUAUACCGAGUCUCAACUCAUGCAAACUAAAUAUUUGUUAUGCACAAAAAAAAAAUAUUUGUUUAUAAAACUAAAUAGUAUUAAAAUUAAAAGAAUGUAAUUUUAUUAAACAAAAAUAAUGCGGACUUUUGACUAUGGAAGACACUUAAGUAACAUAAAUCAGAAAGUUUGAAGUUUCUUUGUUGUUGUAGGGGAGCGGUGUGUAGGGGAUUAUGCGAGAGUAUUUCACAAAAAGGUAAGAUUAUUGGCUUUAACUCAAAUAUUCAAAAUCCGGUGAAUCAAAUUUCAGUUUUCGAUUUCGACACAAUUUGUUCUUCGAAUAAAAGAAAAUGUAUUCUGCCAUCUUCGAAAAAUUAUUGGACUAUUUUUCUAAUUAAGAUUUUUCAAAUCGAUUAAUUCUGGUAGUGAGUCUCUUAACAAAUAAAAUUGUUUCAAAUUUCUUGCAGAGCUCCGAUUCUUUGAAGAACAACCGGAUUGAACCCGUUAUUUUUAGCACUUAUUUUGCUAAGAUUUCAACGUCUAAGAUUACGUCUUGAAGAAAUUUCAUCUAUUCUAUAUGCCGACCAGUAAUUCGAAAUUUGAAUUUUCGAAUUUCGCAAUUUUUUGAAAAAAAUACCCUUUAUUCGAUAUUGGGCAAUAAUUCCAAAUUUCGAAUUUUUGAAAAUUUCCAGAUUUUCAAAAUUGUGCUUAUAUUUAUUUUAAAAUAAUAUUACAUCAAUUCCUACACACCGCUUCCAUAUUUAACAUCACCAUAGACAUUUUUUCAGAUAAAAAAAUUUAAAAAUAUUAAAAUUCAAUUGAAAUUUCAAAAAAAAUAAUUAAUAAAUAAAAUUUCCAAUUAACUUCAACAAAACCGCCAGUAUUUCUUUAUAAAUCUAUGUAUGUGUGUAAUUAAGUUUGUACUCGUAUUUUUCGCACACACUAUUUACCUGAUGUACUCACUCGUCCGCUGCUCAUAUGCCUUCGAAUUUUAAUUAAAUUAAAUCUAUGUAACUGUGUAUUGAAACAUACUCGUCGUACUCCUUUGUAUGUGAUAGUCUAAUGUGUCUGUUUCACACUUUAUUUCCAGUUAUCAUUAUUCUUUUUAUUAUCAUUAUUAAAUAGUGUUAUUAUUAAAGUAUAAAACUAUUAAAUUAUAUACCUACGAUUAACUGAAUACUUAAAAGACCAGUACACAUACUUCGAAAAUUAGUAUAUAUACAUUCAAGCAUACAAUUCUUAAAUAUACAUUUAAAUAUAUAAUAUAUAGAGGGAGAGUAUUAACAAAAUAAUAAAGGUCUUUAUUUGUAUUGAUAUGUAUGAAAUUUUCGAUUUAGCAAAAGCAAAAACAAAAAAUGAAAACGAGAAAGCAAAAAAGUAUUUAAAAUGAUAAUGAAAGACAACUAACGAGGUUGAAAACUAAUUAUAUAUAUACUUACAUACAUAAAUUAAACGAAAAUAAAAAUCACGAAAAAAAAUUUAAAAAUA
Molecule: messenger RNA, 11191 nt
Organism: Zeugodacus cucurbitae (melon fly)
Lineage: Eukaryota; Metazoa; Arthropoda; Insecta; Diptera; Tephritidae
Gene: aPKC
Exons: 11
Coding region: 1729-4914 (1061 amino acids)
Biological process (GO): protein phosphorylation; establishment or maintenance of cell polarity
Molecular function (GO): protein serine/threonine kinase activity; ATP binding
Source: RefSeq, a predicted model, not a curated record